Messenger RNA from Drosophila rhopaloa, 2158 nucleotides. RefSeq names its product angiotensin-converting enzyme-related protein. Gene Ontology annotation, molecular function: metallopeptidase activity; peptidyl-dipeptidase activity. NCBI's taxonomy places the organism in Eukaryota, Metazoa, Arthropoda, Insecta, Diptera, Drosophilidae. The record is from RefSeq and is a predicted model, not a curated record. The coding region runs from base 153 to 2045 and encodes 630 amino acids. Gene Ontology annotation, biological process: proteolysis. Gene Ontology annotation, cellular component: plasma membrane. The transcript is spliced from 4 exons.
GGCGGCAUCGGGGAUUCAGUAGCUUCACAACGGCGGCGCGAAGACAAAGCAAUCUGGAUUUGUAACGUCUUAGUUUAGGGCCGUAUUUAGUAAAAUUCAAAGUGCAAAGUAGCUGGUUAUCAGCUACUUCACCCGGGAAAGGCGCUAAAGCAAUGGGGACAAUUAAUAUAACAGCCUUAUGGCUAGUUCUGAUGCUGUGGCUACCCCACGGCCUGUCCAUGGGCAAUAGUUGUUCGGCUUCGGUGCUGGAGGCACGAAGGUUUUUUGAGCUGGAAAAUGAGCAAUUACGGAGGCGCUUCCACGAGGAGUUCCUUUCCGGGUAUACCUAUAAUACCAAUGUCUCGGAGCCAAACCGCCAGGCCAUGAUCGAGGUUUAUGCCCGCAAUGCAGAGUUUAAUAAACGCCUAGCCCAGCGGAUAAAGGCGUCCGAUUAUAUCCAGUCCGAGGAUGCGGAUAUACGUCGUCAGGCUGAGCACCUCUCCAAACUGGGGGCCUCCGCCCUGAAUUCCGACGACUAUUUGGCCCUCCAGAAUGCCAUCAGUUCAAUGCAGACGAACUAUGCCACCGUCACAGUGUGCUCCUACACAAAUCGCAGUGAUUGCUCCCUCACCUUGGAGCCCCACAUCCAGGAGCGCCUGUCCCACAGCCGGGAUCCUGCGGAACUGGCCUGGUACUGGCGGGAGUGGUACGACAAGGCGGGAACCCCCAUGCGUGAGCACUUCGCCGAGUACGUGCGGCUGACGCGCAAGGCGUCCCAUUUGAAUGAUCACCGCUCAUAUGCCGACUACUGGGUGCAGUUCUACGAGGACGCCGACUUUGAGCGACAAUUGGACGCCACGUUCAAGCAGCUGCUUCCCUUCUACAGGCAGAUUCACGGCUAUGUACGCUAUCGUCUGCGGAAGCACUACGGUCCGGAUGUAAUGCCAGCGGAGGGGAAUAUCCCUAUAAGCUUGCUGGGCAACAUGUGGGGUCAAUCUUGGAACGAGCUGCUCGAUCUGUUCACUCCGUACCCGGAGAAGCCCUUCGUGGAUGUGAAAGCUGAGAUGGAGCGACAGGGGUACACCGUCCAGAAACUGUUUGACCUGGGAGAUCAGUUCUUCCAGUCUCUUGGGAUGCGAGCACUUCCACCCAGCUUCUGGAAUUUAAGCGUGCUCACCCGACCGGAAGACCGGCAGGUGGUGUGCCAUGCGUCGGCCUGGGACUUUUACCAGGACAGCGAUGUGAGAAUCAAGAUGUGCACUGAGGUGGACACCCACUACUUCUAUGUGGUGCACCAUGAGCUGGGUCAUAUCCAAUAUUAUCUUCAGUAUGAACAGCAGCCGGCUGUCUAUCGGGGAGCUCCUAAUCCUGGCUUCCAUGAAGCUGUGGGUGAUGUCAUCGCAUUGUCGGUAAUGUCCGCGAAACAUUUAAAGGCCAUUGGAUUGAUUGAUAAUGGAAGACUGGACGAGAAGAGCAGAAUUAAUCAGCUCUUUAAGCAGGCUCUCUCAAAGAUUGUCUUUCUGCCCUUCGGUUAUGCUGUUGAUAAGUAUCGUUAUGCAGUUUUCCGCAAUGAACUGGACGAAUCGCAAUGGAACUGCGGCUUUUGGCAGAUGCGAUCUGAAUUCGGAGGAGUCGAGCCGCCAGUUUUUCGCACCGAAAAGGACUUUGAUCCGCCAGCCAAGUAUCACAUAGAUGCGGAUGUGGAGUACCUGCGCUAUUUUGCCGCCCACAUCUUCCAGUUUCAGUUCCACAAGGCCUUGUGCAGCAAGGCCGGACAAUAUGCUCCUAAUGACAGUCGUCUGACCUUGGAUAACUGCGACAUCUUUGGCAGCAAGGCGGCGGGACGAUCGCUCAGCCAGUUCCUCUCGAAGGGUAGCUCCCGCCACUGGAAGGAGGUGCUUCAGGAAUUCACGGGCGAGACGGAAAUGGAUCCAGCCGCUCUUUUGGAGUACUUUGACCCACUCUACCAGUGGCUCAAGCAAGAGAACAGUCGCUUGGGCGUCCCACUAGGUUGGGGGCCUACAAACAAGAUCCCGUCGGAUUGCUGUGGAACAUUCAGCACCUAGACUGAGUCAUCCAGAAGUUGACUUAAGGUUGUCGAGACCCGCAAAAAAAUGUUUGUUUAGUCUGUCACUAGAAACAAACAAAAAAUAAACAAAUCUUAGAACUUUGUAAUUAA